AUGAGCAACAUCGGUGCAGUUUGCAGACAGCAAGGGAAUUACCAGGCUGCUGCAGACUGGUAUCGCGCUGCCUUGCGAAUAAACCCGAAUUGUGAGACAACUCCUAUGAAUUUGGCAGUUUGUUUGAUCAACCGCGGGCUGCAGAUCAAAGCGUCGGACCCCAAGGGUGCCAUCAGAUGCUACACAGAAGCGCUGGUUCAUUGCCCAACCAAUGCGAAUGCAUAUUACAAUUUGGGCGUGUCCUAUGCAGAGAUGCACAAGUAUGACAAGGCUCUCGUCAACUACCAACUCACGGUUCACUUCGACCCGCGAUGUGCUGAGGCUUACAACAACAUGGGCGUCAUCUUCAAGGAGCAGGAGAAUCUCGACAAGGCGCUAAAGUACUACCACAUGGCCAUUCAGUGCAACCCGCGUUUCGCACAGACUUUGAACAAUCUAGGUGUGGCUUACACAACGUCGGGAAAGCUGACCGAGGCGCUUGAGUACCUGUCCAGAGCGGUGGCAGUGGCUCCCAACUAUGCUGAAGCCUACAACAACUUGGGCUGGCUAUUUUGGGACCACGGUGACCUAGCACAGGCUUUGCGCAUGUAUGAGCGCUGCAUCGAGCUGUCCCCGACGUCCAAGAACCCUUCACAGAAUCGUCACUCGGUCAGCAGUUGCACAUGA
Messenger RNA from Symbiodinium natans, 666 nucleotides. The record is from the annotation of a GenBank genome assembly. NCBI's taxonomy places the organism in Eukaryota, Dinophyceae, Suessiales, Symbiodiniaceae.